Xenia sp. Carnegie-2017 is the source of this 522-nucleotide messenger RNA. RefSeq lists its product as uncharacterized. The transcript has a single exon. The coding region runs from base 1 to 522 and encodes 173 amino acids. Lineage: Eukaryota; Metazoa; Cnidaria; Anthozoa; Malacalcyonacea; Xeniidae. The record is from RefSeq and is a predicted model, not a curated record.
AUGCCAAGACCUUCAAAAGUUCCACAAGGGAGAUCAACUGACAUACAACGCGAAGUGGCGUCGAAGGGUGUCGAUUGGGAAUUUAUCAUUGAAAAGGCAACUUGCCAAGGAGGAUUUUACGAGCGAAUGAUACAGAGUACAAAGAGAUGUUUGAAAAAUUUGAAAUUUGAAAUCAUCAGUACGAAUCGAACUCAAACCAGAAAAGCGAAAUAUCAGAAACGUUUGUUAGAUCAAUUUAUUAAUCGUUGGAGAACGAAAUAUUUUUUAAGUGUCAGAGAGACUUCACGCUUACUUCAUGGAGCACAGAAAGAGGAGAUAGCUGCCGGUGAUGUUGUUGUGUUAAAAAAUGAUCGUUCCUCUCGAAUUUUCUGGAAAUUGGCAAGAGUUACCGAGCUCAUAGUAAGUAAGGAUGGUGUUGUUCGAGCAGCAAAGGUCUGUGUUGCGAGUACUACAAAGGUUCGAUCGUCAGAGCUACGUCGUCCAAUUCAGUUGGAAUUCAGUCUAAAGACGAAAACUCUAUGA